AUGCUUUCCGAGACAAUAAAACCAUCUUUUGUCUUGUUUCUUCUCUGUUUCUGUUCACUAAUUUAUGAAAUAAAACCCCAAGUAACAUUUGAUGCAACUGUAGCAACGCUAUGGACUGAUGCAGAAACACCACUUGCGACAAGCGCAUUAGCUACGAAUGCAAGUACCUCCCGAUCAACAAGAACAACAACUGACAUCCCUUUGAUUACAAUCGCAACUGUGACUACUACCACUGGAACAACAUCAAGAACUACAACAUUGAGAACGACCACCAAAGCACCCGUAUCGACAACAACACCAACAACAACAACAACGCACCCAAACAAAGGUAAUCAGUUAGGAAGAACGAUCCAUGGCGCCUUGUUGUUUCUUUGCUUGAUUAUGGCACAUUAA
Adineta ricciae is the source of this 393-nucleotide messenger RNA. Lineage: Eukaryota; Metazoa; Rotifera; Eurotatoria; Adinetida; Adinetidae. The record is from the annotation of a GenBank genome assembly.